UUACCUUUUGAUUAUUUAUAGCCUAGUAGUUUUAAACGGAAAAAUGAUCAAACUUCAACAAUUUUCAUUUAUCAGUAUUUUUACAAGAUCGCUAUUUUAUUGUGCUCUAGAAAACACAUCAUUCACAUUUCUAUAUUUUCCAGAUUUAAAAAAUUUCGUAACUUAUUGUUUGCUAAUUGAAAAAAUGAAAAAACACAAAGAAAAGUACAAGAAGUUAGUAGAGAAUUUGGGGGUCCAAUUUGAAAAUGAAAUUAAUGUAAGUGGAGAAAAGGAUUCAGAAUGCCAUUAUUUCUAUGGAUUAGAUCAAAAUGAAAAUAGUCUAACGCUUAAAUUCGAUCUGAAUAAGAAUUCAAUAGCAAAUAUUCAUAUUUUUCUGAGAAUAAAAGAAAACGCCUAUACUUUACCAGGAAAAAAUGCUUGCAAUGCAAUAAGUCUUUCUAAAAAUCGGUGGAAAGCUGAUGGAUUAAAUAUAGAAGUUUUAGAACCAUUUAAGAGAUUGAGAAUAACUUUUAACGGUUUAUUACAAAAUUCUAGUUUUGGUGGUAAGAUUGAACACGUUCAAUUUAAUUUUAUAUUUACUGCUGUAUGUUCCCCGUAUUAUAUUCCAAAUGACAUUGACGAUUUAUUAUUAGCAAAAUUUUUGUCUAAAACAAAAUCAAGAAUCUCUAAAGAUGAAGUAAAUCUGCAGUACGGAUUCGAACAAUUCGGUGUUUUGAAAGGUUUCGUCAAAUUUAACAAUUCUGACGAAGUAAUCCUCAAUUUACCAAGCAAUAGAUCAAGAUACGGAGGAAUAGAUGAUGCAUUUACGAGUGAAAGAAUUUUCAAGAUUCUCUCUGUCGAUGAAUGUGGAAAUUUGUUCAACAUUGUCAUCAAAUGGUUAAAAGACGGAACUGUUCAAUUAAAAUACGGUUUCGUUUACUUGAGCAAUGAAAAGCGCUUUCCGAUAUCAAAUAUUCAUCUACUACAAUCUGAUAAUAACAAUAAUUCUCACAUAGGCAUUAAAAUAAAAGCAAAUAGAAAAAUAUAUAGAAUGUCCUUCAGUUUAAAGAAAGAUUUAACGUUAAAAUCCUUAAACGAGCACACAUUUGGAUACCAAUUAUCCAAUAUAUCGGCAGACUGCAAGAUUAACGAUUUUUCUGGAAAAGCCAUUGUAGAGUGUUGGUAUGAAUACAAAGGCGUAGCUGAUGUGAUACCUGAAUCUAAAUUAUGUGAAAAAAUUAUUAAAUAUGUACCUGAAACGUUUUUAUGUGAUUUAAAAGACGAGGAAAGCCAAAUUUUAGCCCUUACUGGAGGAAAAGGAUGUUCUUUAGGAUUGCUUACAUCUUUACGGUCAUCAUUGUUUUCAGUGCCAUAUGGAUUUGUGAUCACUGUAAAAGCUUACGAACUCCAUCUACAGGAAAAUCCUUCUUUAGUACAUUCUAUAUCUCUUAUAAAUGAUAUAUGUUGUGGUAAAAUAGAUGACAACUUAGAGCAGGCCUGUGAAAAAACAGUGCAAUAUUUUAAAACCAAAGAUAUCUCGCAUAAUUUGAAGAAAAAGAUCAUUAUCCAAUUAGAUAAAUAUCCAAAAGAAGAUUUCCAAGGUUGGGCAGUAAGAUCGUCAGCAAUCGGAGAAGACUCAGAGGACUUAUCAGCUGCUGGCCAAAACGAAACUUUCUUAGGCUGUCAAACAGACGAUCAAAUUUUGCACUCCAUUCAAGCUUGUUGGGCGUCACUGUAUAGCUUCCAAAGUGUCCAAUAUAGAUGGCAGCAUGGACUUCCUGUAAUAUCAGAAAUGGCAGUAGUGGUCCAAAAAAUGGUGAAAGUAGAAUCUGCAGGUGUACUUUUCACCUGUCAUCCGUCUACAAGCGAUCCAUCCCAAAUGGUCAUCACAUCCACUUUUGGUCUUGGAGAGACAGUCGUUUCUGGAAAAUGUGAUCCAGAUACAUUCAUAUUACAAAGAUCUUGGAACAAACAGAUUAGCAUUCAACAGAAAAUGUUGGGAAGCAAAAACAACGUUCUAAAAAUGACAGACGAUGGCCUGAUGGAAUCAUCGCAUACUGAAUACGCCGAUAUAUCUAGUCUUACAGAUAAACAAAUCAUUGAACUGGGCAACGUGGGAACUUUUCUGGAAGAGGCUUUUGGAAAUCAUAGAGAUAUCGAAUGGGGUUUUUAUAAGGAACAGCUCUACCUCUUCCAGUCGAGACCGAUUACGACCCUGAACGCUUGGACUGACUUUGAACUAAGUCACGAGCUUGAUUCCCCCAUUUUGUCUGAUAACUUCGUUUCGACCACCGCCAACAUCAGAGAAGUAGUACCUAAAGCGGUCACUGUUUUAACCAGAACCACUUCGUUGAAAUGUUUGGAUUGGGCUUUGCAAAAAUACACCCAAAAGAAUUUUGAUCCUGUAACUUUGAGAGGAUUCGUGACGUAUCAGCAUAAUAUAUUUUUGGAUGUUUGUACAACAAUACACUGGCACGCCACCACCGAAAUAAAACUCAGCGAUAUAACGCUCGAUCUGGCGAUAUUCGGACACGCGGUGUUAGAUAAAACAAUUAACCAGAUAAUCAAGAAACGUUUAGGUCUUAGUUCUACUUUUAAAAAACUGAGUGAAGUGUAUACAACGCUACCAACCGCUUGGAAAUAUAAGAAGCAUUUGGAACAAGCCAGAAACGUUGUGAAAAAUAUGGAUUUGGUAGCUGUAUCGUCUGAAGAGCUGUAUAAAAAAAUUGACGCAGCGCUCGAAGAUGUUGAAGAACUGUCGAUACUACAUAGUAAAACAUCGAGAAGUUCCGUGUUCUAUCAGAUUUGUACCAUGAAUAUUUUGCUCGAAAGGAAUAAAGAAAUAUUAACGGAACACAUGUCUGAUUUCGCUUUAAUUCUUUCGUCUUGCGAAGACGUUAUAUCCGCAGAAGUUCCACAUUAUUUAGAACGAAUAUCGAAUAUUUUAAAACAGGCAGGAUAUUCUGACGAAUUCCGCGGCUUAGAACCAGCUCAUGGAGUCGAUUGGUUGAAAAAUAAUUGCACGAAAGCGUAUGAAUUGUUUUCGGAAUUCCUCGACAAGCACGGACAUAGAAGUUUAGCUGAGUUUGAAAUAUUCGAAGAAUCCUGGAACGAUAAUCCUUCGAGAAUAAUCGGCAUGAUUCAAGCGAAUGUGGGAAACGAAAGAAAAGAAAAACGUAAAAUGGACAUCGACGAGGUUAUUAGAAAUUUGAAGUCGCCUAAAAGUUCUAUCACAAGAAUUCUUGUAAAAUUUCUAAUGAAAAAAAUCAGAGUGGCCGUGGGAGUCAGAGAACACACAAAAUCUCUUCUAAUUAAAGGUAUCGACAUGCUUCGAAAAGCUUUCCGAGAAUUAGGCGACAAAAUGGUCGCAACCGGCUUGAUUCCUUCAAGAGAUUUAAUUUUUCAUAUGACUCAUUACGAAAUCGGACUCGUAUUGAGAGAAAGAAAUCCAAAUUUAGUCACCAAGGCGAUCAGACGGCAAAAACUUUAUUCAAAUUGGAAAAAGAUGACGUUUCCUGAAAUAAUGUUUGGAAUUCCGGAGACCGAUGAUGAUUCUUCAUCUAUUGCUUUGGUGAAUCCAAAAGAAAUAUGUAAAGGAACGCCGGUUUGUAGAGGUGUAGCUCGAGCGAGAGCUUGCGUGAUUAGAAAUUUGGACGAGAUCCAUCAAUUAAAUUCAGGAGAUAUUUUAAUCACGUACAGUACCGACAUUGGCUGGUCUCCAUAUUUCCCAAUGCUCUCUGGUGUCGUAACUGAACUAGGAGGUCUUGUAUCGCAUGGUGCUGUGGUUGCACGUGAAUACGGCCUACCGUGUAUCGUUGGAGUCAAAAACGUGUUAAAACGUUUUAAGACUGGCGAUAUUGUCCAAUUAAACGCAAACAAUGGAGAACUUGGAAUCAUCUAACAUAUUUUUUAACAAUUUAUAAUUAUUAGUGAUCUACUAAAAAUGUUUCUUAAAAAAGACCAAUAUAUGAGUCACGUAUCCGUAAUAACUACAAACAACUGUCAUUUAAAAAAAUAUACAUGAUUUUUUGCCUGCUUUAGAAACAUUUUUUUUGGACAACUCUAUAUUUGUUAACUAAUUUAACCUA
Psylliodes chrysocephalus is the source of this 4067-nucleotide messenger RNA. The record is from the annotation of a GenBank genome assembly. Lineage: Eukaryota; Metazoa; Arthropoda; Insecta; Coleoptera; Chrysomelidae.